AUGGCUUCUUCUGCAAAUCUCCUAGGCCCACCGGCUGUAGUCAUUAAGGACCCGAUUGAUCAACCAGAAAUCUCCCCACCACCUUCUGAAUCAACCGUUGAAUCACUAAUAACCCAAACCACAAGCCUGGACUUGACUGGUAAACCUCCGAUGGGCUUCACUGAAAACUUCUCUGCUACAUUUCUCUCAACCGGUAACCCUUGCCUUGAUUUCUUCUUCCAUAUCGUGCCGGACACACCGUUCGAUCAGCUAAUCCAACGACUCCGGUUAUCCUGGGGCCACGAUCCCUUGACGACCCUCAAACUGAUUUGCAACCUACGAGGCGUGAGAGGGACCGGCAAGUCUGACAAAGAAGGGUUCUACGCGGCAGCAUUUUGGCUCUACAAAAACCACCCGAAAACGCUAGCGUUCAACGUCAAAUCCUUGGCUGAUUUCGGUUAUUUCAAAGACUUCCCAGAGAUUCUUUUCAGACUUAUUGAAGGACCUGAGGUGAGAAAGAUUGCAAAACAAGAGAGAAAAGAUCAAAUGAGAGCAAAACGACGACGCCAUAAAAAAACGGCGUUGGAGGAGGAGAAGGAGAAGGACGCCAUUUUAGAGAACCUGCAGGAAGGCACCAACUGUCGCGUGAUUGAUAAAGAGAAAGCAAGAGCUUUGAGGAAAGAAAGAGAGAUUAAUAAAGCUGCAAAGGGUUUAAACAAGUACAAAACGGAUGCUAAUUAUCGUUUACUGUUUGAUUCUUCUGCUGAUUUAUUUGCUGAUUUGUUGAAAUCCGAUAUUGAAGCAUUGAAUUCAAAGAAAUGUAACAAAAUCAGCCUGGCCGCAAAAUGGUGUCCGUCUAUUGAUUCCUCCUAUGAUAAGGCCACGCUGAUCUGUGAGGCCAUUGCGCGGAGGAUUUUUCCGCGCGAAAGUGAGAAAGAGUAUGGAGAAAUCGAGGAAUCACAUUAUGCCUAUCGAGUUAGAGAUAGGUUGAGGAAGGAGGUUUUGGUUCCGUUGCGUAAGAUUCUUGAGUUGCCAGAGGUGUUUAUGAGUGCCAAGGAAUGGAAUUCGCUUCCGUAUAAUAGAGUAGCGUCUGUCGCGAUGAAAAAUUAUAAGACUCUAUUUUCUCAGCAUGAUAAGGAGAGAUUUGAAGAGUAUUUAGAGAAUGUGAAGAGUGGUAAGGCUAAGAUUGCUGCGGGUGCUUUGCUACCGCAUGAGAUUGUGGGGGCAUUGAAGGAUGAGGAUGGAGGGAAAGUGGCAGAGCUUCAGUGGGAAAGGAUGGUUGAGGAUAUGGUGAAGAAAGGGAAGCUAACGAAUUGUAUUGCGGUUUGUGAUGUUUCAGGUAGUAUGGAUGGGGUUCCGAUGGAGGUCAGUGUGGCGCUUGGGCUGUUGGUUUCGGAGUUGAGUGAGGAGCCUUGGAAAGGGAAAGUUAUUACAUUUAGUGAGAAUCCGGAGCUCCAUUUGGUUAAGGGGGAUACAUUGCUGGAGAAGACAGAGUUUGUGAGGAACAUGGAAUGGGGUGGAAAUACUGAUUUUCAGAAAGUGUUUGAUAGGAUUUUGGAUGUUGCUGUGGAGAAUAAUUUGAGGGAGGAUCAGUUGAUUAGGAGGGUUUUUGUUUUUAGUGAUAUGGAGUUUGAUGAUGCCAAUGGGAAUUUUGAGAACUUGAUGGAAAUGGUGACUGAUUCAAUUUCUGAUAUGGAGAAUAUUGAGGAGUGUUACGAGCCAGUUGUGAAGGAGAAGGGUAAACUUGCAUGGGAAACAGAUUAUGAAGUUAUACAGAGGAAGUUUAGGGAGAAAGGGUACAACAAGUUGCCUGAGAUUGUGUUUUGGAAUCUUAGGAACUCGUCAUCUACUCCGGUUGUGGCUAACCAGACUGGAGUUGCAAUGGUUAGUGGGUUCUCAAAGAAUCUGUUAACUUUGUUCUUGGAGGAAGGUGGGAUUCUGGACCCUGAGGAUGUGAUGAACUUGGCUAUUGCAGGUGAAGCUUACAAGAACCUUGCUGUUUAUGAUUGA
Molecule: messenger RNA, 1989 nt
Organism: Dovyalis caffra
Lineage: Eukaryota; Viridiplantae; Streptophyta; Magnoliopsida; Malpighiales; Salicaceae
Source: the annotation of a GenBank genome assembly